This is a messenger RNA of Dentiscutata erythropus, 1119 nucleotides long. The record is from the annotation of a GenBank genome assembly. Lineage: Eukaryota; Fungi; Glomeromycota; Glomeromycetes; Diversisporales; Gigasporaceae.
AUGACCGAAGAAAUAACUUAUGAUGUCGCCAACGAAAUGGCCAAAAGCGAUGCCGCAUCAAUUAUUACAUCGACUUCUUCUGAAUAUGAUCCAGUAAAAGAAAUAGCACUUCAACUUGGUGUUGAAUACAUCGAGUAUCCAGACUUUGAAGAUGCUGCCACCAUCAAAACAGGAAAAAAUCUUCUUAUAAAACGAGCAAUAUGGAAAGAACAGUCUCAGAGAGUUGCCUUGAAAUAUAUUUUUGGCGCAGAUACGGAAGAACAACACAAGAAAUUAGAGGAUGAGAUAAUGCGAGCGUUGCAAAACUUGGAUGACGACAAUUUACUGCAAUUAUAUGGAGUAAGUCAAGACUUAGAGUCAACAAAUUGUAUUCUCGUAUUACAAUACGCAGACUCGGGUAAUUUGCGUGAAUUUUUGGAUCAUAAAGAAUUAUCAUGGAAUGAUAAAUUGCGUAUUUCAAGAGACAUAGCAUACGGAUUACGCCAGUUGCAUAAAGCUGGGGUGGUGCAUGGAGAUUUACAUACACAAAACGUAUUUAUCGAUAAUAAUAGAGCCUUAAUAAGAGCUCCAAGAAUGAUUUCACCUGAUGAUACAUCAUCAACUUACUACAAUAAAGCACCGGAAACAAUUCCUUACGUGGACCCUAAAAUUGUUAACGAUGAAAUGCUACAAAUAUCACGUAAACAAACAACACAUAUUGUUCCCGAAGAAUAUAUUAAAUUGUUUCAAGAUUGCUGGAAUGAUGAUCCCGAAAUGCGACCGACAAUUGAGCAAAUUUGUAAGCAAUUGAAAGAUUUUCUACGUAAUGAUCAACUGCUCAAAGAACCCCAAAUGGACGAUUCAGGAGAAGAAGAUUUCACAUUUGAAGAACCAAUAACACUUCAAUCGGAAGAUAUAAAAGAAAACGGGCAUACAGACACUCAACCAUCACAUCCCCCCGUAUCCAAUGAUCUAGAUCUUCCGCGAAGGUCUACACAAUCAGCUGUCAACCAAAGACAAAAGCGAUAUUCAAAAGUGUUUCAAACUUUCAAAUACAACUUCCAACAAACAAAAACAAAGGUCUUUGAUGUUUUCUCGAAGAUGUCAUGUUUGAGAUCAAAACCAGCUGACGACAUAUAG